Molecule: messenger RNA, 696 nt
Organism: Linum trigynum
Lineage: Eukaryota; Viridiplantae; Streptophyta; Magnoliopsida; Malpighiales; Linaceae
Source: the annotation of a GenBank genome assembly
AUGGGGGCGAGGCAGUUGCCGCGGCGUCUCCUUCCCAUACUCAGUUCCCCAACUCCCAUAAAUAAGUUCCCUCCGACCUUCUCUUCUUUUUCUUCUCCUUUCUGCUCGCUCUCUCCGCCACGGCAAGCCGAAGACCAGGAACGCCAUGAACUAGUUGGAAAGCUGCUGGGCCUCCUUCAGGAAGGCGGCGAAUCGGCGGCUUACCAAUUCACCAAAUCACUCGUUCUUUCAAAGUCUCGGUUUUCGUCACCCUCCGAUCUGCUCUCUUUCAUCUCCGUCGCUUCUCCAUCGUUGAGACCAACUCUCUCCCACAUGCUGCUGGCCAUAAGCUGCGAGUCCAAAAUGGAAGGCCUAGGUUACAGGGAAAGGAGGGAUCUUUCUCCAUUUUUAACUGCUAGGGAGUGUAUGGGGACGCUGGUGGAGAUGAAGCAGUUUGAAAAGGUGCUGGCUUUGGUUGCCGAGACAAUGGAGUUGGGUUUCAGGCUUGAUACGUUCAUGUACGGGAAAGCUGUGCAAGCCGCUGUGAAGUCGGGGGAUCUGAAGAAGGGUACGGAGCUUUUUGAGUCGAUGAAGAGUUGUGGAGUGCGUCCUAAUGUGUUUGUUUUCAAUGUCCUGAUCGGUGGACUGUGCAAGGAGAGGAGAAUCCGGGAUGCCGAGAAGAAAUGUGCAAGUGGAACUUGGCUGCUAAUAAAGUGA